CCAGCUUCGGCGUCGGAGGGAGCGACGCCACCACGCUAUGCUGUCGCUUGUCGGACCAACACUCCAACUUCAUCACACUUCUGAACUGGGUUUAUUUGUGAGAGCCGUUUUCGACAGGUUUCCUGCGAUUGCGAUUGCAACUUCUGUGAAACGUGAGUUGAGCCUGGAUCUGCUGCUCUCGAUGCCUUUCUCUUCUUCUUCUUCUGCUGCGAGAAUGAUCCUCGAGGCGCGGAUUUGUUGACCGGUGUUGGACUAGGUCGAACCGAGGGGUAGGAUUAGAAUAAUUGUAGACGGUGUCACUCUUAGCUGCCGUUUUGGAGGUUGUAGAGCGUUUUUUUAAGUUCAUUGACAAGACGGUUGCGUGUGUUUUCGAGCUGUGGAAGCUGUGGCAAUGGCACGGCAAGAUGGACUUAGUUUACGAGGUUGUGUUUGCGUAAACUUCAUGGUUGUUGACGACCCAUCUGCUCUAUUCUUGAAACAUCGUAGACAUGGUGCUCACUGAAGGAGAGUUCUUAGUACCCUGCUUGUUUGGUCGAUUAGGGUCGAUCUGAGUAGCCUCUAGCCGCAUCGUUUUGGUUGGACCCUGUCGCAAUGGAGAGCAAAGUCCAUCGUCCUCGGGUGGUGAUUGUCACUGUGCCAUGUCCAGGACACAUAAUCCCCUCCACGCAAUUGGCCAAGUAUCUUCUCUCCAUGAGCAUCGACGUCUGCUGCUACAGCACUGGAAUUAACUAUCCUACUGUAGAAAACCAGCUCGAGGAAAAAUUUGGAGACGUGAGGAUACGGUUCCGUCCUCUCAUUACGAACAGCGAGUUUGUUUCCCCUGGAAAGGAGCUCACGGACAACGUGAGCUGGAUGCAAGGUCCUAGCGAUGGUGAGAUGGCGGUGCGUUUGGAGGAAAUUGUGAGGAAUCUGACCCCGCCCCCUGUAUGCAUCAUCUCGGAUUUGUUGGCGGGGUGGUCGCAGGACGUCGCCGACAAGUUUCGCAUUCCUAGGCAUGUUCUUUACACCAUGCCAGCGAGUGCUUUGUUGUUCUCAUUCGCGUGCUUCCCGUCACUUAUAUCACCUCAAGUGGCACCCGAGCAUCCUCCAGGCACUUGGAAUUCCAUGGUGGUGACGACGCAUGCGUUUUACGAUUACAUGAUGCGCAAUGCUCGACGGCUACAAGAGGCUUCCUUCAUACUCGUCAACACUUUUGAGGAUCUCGAAGGACGCUUUCUAGACCUAAUGAGGAGUGAAGUCAUCGGCAAACCAAAUGUACAGGUUCAGAAGAUUCUUUCAAUUGGUCCUCUGAUUAGAAGCUCCAACAUUGAAAUGGUGAGUGCUCAUUCGAAACCUUCCGCACGCGAAGAACACGAGUCUUUUGCCGAAGUUAUGCAUUGGCUGGACGCGCGGGAGCAGUCAUCAGUGCUGUACGUGUCGUUUGGAAGUCUCCUUACAGUCACAGAGACUCAAAUUCAUGAGCUCGCACAUGGACUUGAGAUCUGUGGAAGACCAUUUUUGUGGGUUUACCGCGUCCCAAAUACCCCCCAGAUAUUGCCAGCUGAUGCGUCGACAGAAGAUUCGCUCUCCGAAGGCCUCCCUCCAGGUUUCCUGGAGCGCAUCCAGGGGCGGGGCAAAUUGAUUCGUGGAUGGGCUCCGCAGGAAAAGAUUUUAGCGCACAAAUCGGUGGGUGCGUUCAUGUCGCAUUGCGGAUGGAACUCUAGCUUGGAAGCUCUCUGGUCAGGGAAGCCCUUAGUCGCUUGGCCUCUCGCGGUGGAGCAAAGACUGACUGCCAGGUAUUUUGCGGAUAUGCAACUGGCUGUGGAAGUGCGCAAGAAUGAUGAUAGCAUAGUGGAGAGUGCGGAGGUAGUACAGGCGAUAUCCCUGCUCAUGGAAGAGAGGGAAGAGACCGGGAUCCACAGCAAAUUCGACAGAAUGCAAGAGUUAGCUCACAUGGCUGUCGAUGAUGGAGGAUCGUCUAGGAGCAAUUUGCAAGUACUCAUAGACAGCAUUAAGAACCAACCGAAUCCUCUCACUUAGAAAUCUUGCAAGAAUGAGUCCGGGACUUGAGCAACGUCUCUCACCGGUGUAUUCCGUCAACAGAAGGCAUGCAGCACUUUUGCUUGUGGACAAACUGUUCUACACAGUUGCAUGCAAACAGAAGAGUAGUUAGUUCUUAGUGGAGAAAAUUUUCCUGAAAGAGGUUGCACACCGAGUGUUCGGAUCAUUCACAGCCUUUCAGGCAGCCAUUCGAUGCUUGUAAGUUCUACACAAGUUCGACAGUUGCGUCAUUGUCUUGUUGUCUCGACGUCGGCUGUAUGUCUCCUCUGGGGAAUAAAUUUGCAGAGAGUUGCUCCCACUUUUGUAGAAUAUAUUCCACUUCAAACCUCC
Molecule: messenger RNA, 2370 nt
Organism: Physcomitrium patens
Lineage: Eukaryota; Viridiplantae; Streptophyta; Bryopsida; Funariales; Funariaceae
Product: anthocyanidin 3-O-glucosyltransferase 2
Molecular function (GO): UDP-glucosyltransferase activity
Source: RefSeq, a predicted model, not a curated record